ACCCUCACUCGCACUCCAGUACUCGGUGGUGAGCCGAGGGUGAGAUUCCUUUCCGGAACGGAGGACAAGCGGGAGGUGCGGAACGGACAUUUGCGUUAUAUCUCUACCGGAUUUUCGUGAACGCGAGUCGAAUUGUAAGCUGACCGGGCAUAUCCUGAGGCAUGAGGUCUUGGUUGCUAUGGUUGUCUCUUUUGUUGGUCGUUUUGGCCGACAUGAGCUUCGCCAUUCCCUACUUCGACGAUGGUGAAGACAUAGGCGAUCUUCAAGGUGGCGAUUCUUCGGAUUAUACAGACAACGCUUUAGAGAAUCUGAUGCGAGCAACCCAAAAGUGAGUGGAUUAUUUUACUUGUCAAUUCCAGUUUCAUUUUCCAACAAUCCUCUUCAACGAGAAGUCUUUCUCAUAGAAUAUAUCUUUUCCUGCUUCCCAUAAUUCCAUU
Pogonomyrmex barbatus (red harvester ant) is the source of this 437-nucleotide messenger RNA. Its product is annotated as xibalbin-1. Gene Ontology annotation, molecular function: ion channel inhibitor activity. Lineage: Eukaryota; Metazoa; Arthropoda; Insecta; Hymenoptera; Formicidae. The record is from RefSeq and is a predicted model, not a curated record. Gene Ontology annotation, cellular component: extracellular region.